Molecule: messenger RNA, 872 nt
Organism: Symbiodinium pilosum
Lineage: Eukaryota; Dinophyceae; Suessiales; Symbiodiniaceae
Source: the annotation of a GenBank genome assembly
GUUUCGAAGAACUGUCGGCGGAGUUCCAGGCUUCCGUUGAGCACUCUCGCCAGACCUUUGCCACGCAGCGGGACCAUCAAGAAUCGUGCCAGCGCCAUGACCAAGCAGCCGGGGAGCUGAGGCAGCAAGCUGGAGAGGCUGCUGCGGCCGUGCAGGCCUUGGAGGAUGCCCGCGUGCAGGCUGCGCGGUCGCUGACGGCUUGCGAGGGCCGACUUGGGCAGCUGGAGGUGAACGGAAAGGUCUAUGAGACAUGCAUCAACGGUUUGCAAACGGACCUUGCCCAGCACGAAAAGCGCUGUUGGGAAGCGUUUGCCUCGAAGGCCUCUGUCCAGCAGGUCCUUUCCCACACAUCAGAAGCGCAUACAAAGUUGGACUUUGCCAUGAUGGAUCGUGCAACGAUCAGACGCAAGAUGGAGGAGGAGUUUGAUUUUGUCAAGAAGACAAUCUUCCGUCAGCAGCAAGCUUUCAGAGAUAUCGAUGAUGCUGUGGACUGCGUCAACGAGCAGAAGCAGCAGAUCAGGCAGUUUCGCGAAGAGCUUCGACGGCAGGAUGAGCUUCUCCAGGACUUCGCAACACAUUUGGAUAUGCAGGAGCAGAAUGUGCAUCAAUUGGCAGCAGAGCAUCAGCGAGAUGUGGACCACAUGGAGGAAGUUUGUGGUGGCCUCCAGAGAAGUUUUGCCGAUCAGGUGUCGCAGUGCCAGUCAACUGCAGACAGCAUGAGCAAUUGCAGCACGAGGAUUUCCUUGGAGCAAAUGGACAAGACGCUCGCCCUGAGGCAAUCGUUGGACAAGCUGGAGCAAGAUCACCAACAGCUGAAAAGCAUCAUGGUCGGCACAGAUGAGGUCCCAGCGCAGCCUGCUAGUGAGAGCUAG